UGCGUAAAGCACCUUAGAGUCCCCCAAAAUUAUCUAGCCCGCUAACUCACACUCAAAACUUCCAGCUCUACUAUUUCUAGUGUAAUUACUGUAUGUACAACACCGUCGAAAGUUUGAGAUAUGACUAUGAUGGGUUCACAGCCAAGACAACCCAGUGAACUCAACUCGAUCUCACUGCCCAGCCAGCUCAAUAGCAGAUCAUCAGAGCUCGAAGCGACAUCAUCACAGUCCAGCAUUAGCAGAAUUCAGAAUGGAUUCAAGAAAUUCUCUCUGGCAAGGCGAAAACACGCCAGCAGCGACGAGGACUUAUGGGGGGCGUACGGACUAAAUCUGCUUUAUGACCCCCCGGACCCUCUCAUUGAUUUGAUAUUCGUCCAUGGUUUGCGAGGUGGCUCUACCAAGACGUGGUGCAAGGGUGAUGAUAUGAGGCUUUUCUGGCCCCAGGCUUGGCUGCCUCGUGAACAGGACUUGCAAAACGCUCGCGUUCACUCUUUUGGCUACAACGCCGACUGGGCGGAUACCAAGGAGACAAAGCUUGAUCUCCAUGAUUUCGGUCGGGCUCUACUUACAGAGAUGAAUACAUCCCCUUUUCUGAGGAGAUCAAGAGAGACACCUAUCCUCCUCAUUGGUCAUUCAAUGGGUGGCAUCGUUAUUAAGAAGGCCUACAUAUUAGCGCAGCAAGAUCCAACAGCUCACUUCCUUGCUAAUAGGAUCCAAGGCAUGUUUUUUCUAGCCACGCCGCAUAAGGGCUCAGAUUCUGCGAAACUCCUCAACAAUAUUCUACGAGCUAGCACAGUUCUUAGUUCAAGGCAGUACAUCUCGGAGAUAUUCAAAGGAUCACCUUCUCUGCAAACUAUCAACGACGAAUUCAGAAUGUUCACGGACAACGUUCAAAUUUGGUCGUUCUAUGAGACCUUGAAGACUAGAACGAGCCCUGCAACCUCUGUACUGAUCGUCGACCGAGAUUCUGCGGUUUUGGGAUACAAAGGAGAAAAGGCGCAGCCGCUCAACGCCGACCACCGGAAUAUUUGCAAAUUCGAUAGCCCGAAGGAUCCCAACUACGUCACUAUUCGAAAUUCUUUAUCCAAAGCAGUCGAGGACCUAUUAGGCGAUGUCUUCCUGAACAGAACCGAAGAGUCAAAGACCCAAAUGAGAGACAUUGAAACGUUUUUGAUGAUCUCCUAUAAUUCUGAGGAUGACCUUAUUACAGCUGAGGCAAGCAAGACAGAAGGAACUUGUGAAUGGAUCACAAGUGUUGAUUCAUUCGAAGGUUGGAGGGACUCGCUUGCCGAGGAGCCAAUGCUCUAUUGGCUCACAGGUGAACCAGGGUCGGGGAAGACAGUGCUUGCAACACAUAUAAUCCGGCACCUGCAAAAUAUGGGAGCCGAUGUUUCUUACCACUUCUUCCAAUAUGGGCGAAGAUCACACCAAACUAUUAGCGGUUUCUUACGGCAAAUAGCCUAUCAAAUGGCCCUUCGUCAUCCCUCAGUACGCCAAAGUCUCCACAAGAUACAGGAGAUUGGUAUGGUAUUUGAUAAAGAGGAUGAACGAACCAUAUGGCGAAAAGUAUUCGUGAACGAAAUAUUCAAUUCACCCUUACAUAGUACACAGUACUGGGUUGUGGACGGACUUGACGAAUGCAUAGAUGGGCCGAAGCUCUUCGGCUUGAUAACAAAGUUUGAACUAUCGUUUCCCAUCAGGUUAUGCUUUGUUACGAGGAGGCGUCCAGAUCUCGAUCGACACUUUAGCCGUUUCGAUAGAACUCUCUUCGCCCAUCAUAUCGAUACUGAUCGAACACUCAAGGACAUUGGUGCAUAUAUCCGAGACAACGCCACAAUGCUCCCUGUUAACGAAGACGAAUAUGACUCCUUAAUUGAAAGAAUAGUCAGAAAGUCGAGGGGUAUCUUUCUUUGGGCAAAAUUCGCUCUAGAGGAAUUGGCAAAGGUGUAUAGCGAUGAAAGCGUCGACGAGGUGUUAGACGAAAUGCCUGAGGGCAUGGCUUCCAUAUAUUUUACAAUCUUACAGAUGAUGGCCACUAAUACUCGCGAAAUCAAGCUCACAAAGGCUAUUCUCACCUGGGCUGUCUGUGGAGUUCGGAACUUGAACGUUCUCGAAUUGCGCGCUGCGUUAAAGUUGGAUUUGGCUACGAAUAUCAGAAGCGUGGAACGAAGUGUAGAAGGGCUUUGUGGCCAGCUGUUACGCAUAGACAGCAAAACCGGCACUAUACAUGUUAUCCACGCUACAGUCCGUGACUUUCUUCUUGAUCACGAAUUGCAAUCACCUUUGGCGAUACACAAGGACAAAGGCCACCAUCGCUUGGCCGUGGUCUGUCUGCAAUAUCUGGUGUCCGAGGAGAUGAGGCCACCAAGGCACCGCUCACUUGUACAAGUACAGUCAAGAACGACCUCUGCGUUUGCAGACUAUGCGUGUACCCUGUUCUCAGACCAUAUAAUCAAAGUUUCGGCUCAAUCGGACGAGGUCCUAACCCUACUGGAUCGUUUUUUCCGAACUAAUGUACUGUCUUGGAUUGAAUUUGUCGCGCGCAAGAAACGAGAUCUGUUCUAUGUAAUCCGUGCUGCACGAAACCUCAAACAGUACCUGGAAAGGCGCGUCAAGUGUAUUACCUCGCCCCUUGACGAACAGUACAAGUUCAUUGAACACUGGACAUCGGACUUAAUACGAAUUAUGUCCAAGUUUUCUCGAAAUUUAGUCAACUUUCCGUCCACAAUUUUCUAUCAUGUUGCACCGUUGUGUCCUGUAGAUUCUGCUAUGUUUCUCCAAUUCAAUAGUCCACAAGGUGGCUUUAAGCUCAGCGGCACAAAUCAUAUUGGCUGGGAUGACUGCGUCUCGUACAUUGACUACCGUGGAGUACGGGCAUUAUCCCUUGCGGUUGGAGACAAUCUGUUCGCUAUUGGUCAAAGAACUGGCCAUAUCAAAGUCUAUGACUCGGCUACUUGUCAAGAAAAGACAGCUAUUGCUCAUGGGGAGCCAGUCAGAUUUCUGAAAUUCAAUAGCUCUGGCCAACGACUACUUGCAUCUGGUACCCGUCGACUCACCAUGUUCAAUGUGGUUGGUGAACCACUUUGGACUUAUAACCAUCAAGACCCUGUUGUAGCGGGAAGGUUCUCAGCGAAUGAUGACACAGUCACGGUCGUUACUAGUCGUAGCUCAGUCCUACAUUUUUCUGCCUCUAACGGCGUUGUGCUGCCCGGGCAGUAUUUAGGGAAGGAGGAUUGCAAGCAGCUGAAAAAAGCGACGCCCCGAGCAAUCCUCCACGCAGAUAUAUCACCCGAUAUGGCGAUUAUGGCGAUAGCCUAUCGUGGGAGUCCUGGUCGUCCUGUACAGCUUUGGAGUCUUGAAAAGGACAUUUCAAUUGGUGCUUGCUGGUUCAAGAGAGAUACGGCAGGACUAGCGUGCACGCCAAUCUCAGAUGUUCUUUUCAACCGUAAUCCCGCCGUGGAACUUCUUGCCGUUGCGACACAGGACGGUGAACUCGCAGUAUUUGAUCCUUGGACUCGUCGGGAGAUUGUCUCGGUGUCCGGCGAAGCAUAUAUUCUUGCCUGUACGCCCGAUGGGCGAACACUUGCGACAGGUGAUAUGCGAGGUUCCGUCAAGCUCUGGGACUUCGAUACUCUCACUCUACUCUAUUGCAUCAAAUCUGAUGACUAUGAAGUCCGAUCCUUAGCUUUCAGCACUGAUGGUUUUCGCCUUUAUGAUAUUCGUGAGGCUAAAACAAAAGUUUGGGAACCAUCGGCGCUCGUGAGGAAGAGUUUAUCAGAUGAGUCGAGCAUAAGCGAAUCAAUUGCGCAACCUGCAACAGUGAUUGAUCGCAGCCAGGAAGUCACCGAGAUAAUGAGCCUGACUAGCAUGGGCUCCGAACAGUUUGGACUAGUCGGCAGAGAGGAUGGUUCAGUUGUUCUGUUUCAUACCUCUAGCGCCAAGUUUCAGAACACAUUAUACUCACAUAGGCGUCACGCAAUGGUGACACGCGUAACAUGGAGCGUUGGCGGCUAUGUAGCAACAGCGGAUUCUUCAGGUAUAAUUCAAGUAUGGUCCACUUCAAAAGGUGAUGGGAACAUGAUGGAAGCCGGUCGCAAGGUCCUUGGAGUUAAAAUUAUGAGUUCAGUCCGCGACUUACAGUUAAGCCCUAGCGGGUCCAAGCUGUUGGUACGCGAGGCCGCUUCUGAUUCUAUAUACUGGAUCCCAAGUUCGACGGUUGAAUCGGCCCCUGACAAUUCAAUAAUUGAGGGACCUGAUAUUCUUGAUCGUACCUGGGCCUGGCUUCCAAAUCCUAUAACCGGGUUUGAUAUCAUCAUGAUUGGUGAUUCGGCUCUGUAUCUCUAUGAGACCUGCGAUACGGCAAGACGCAUUUCCUUGAAAGCGAAAGUCACCCUUGUGUCUCAUCGUGGCCAUCCUGUGCCGCCGGGCCAACGACUACUCUUCACAGAGAGCUCAAGGUUCCUAGCAGUCGAGCUAGAGAAAUCACAACAGGAAGAUUCUCCGAAGCUUCUAGUCUACUACUUGGAGCACAUACUCCACGAGACAGAAACGACUCCAGAGAGUGCUCUCGGGAAGCCACAGCCCUUGUUAUGUCUACUACAUCGGACGAUCCGAAUGUUCAUAGGUUGGGACAAUGAGACUCUCGUCUAUUUAGAUACAGAACUUUGGAUCUGCUCGAUUGAAAUGUCAUCGAUUAAGAGUGGCGACAUUCGAAGUUACACGAGAAGACGCCAUUUGUUCAUUCCAUUCGAGUUAAUUGGUUCUAGCAAUGGCAUUGCGCCGGUUCUGGUUUCCGGGACUAGUAUUGUUUUUCCUCGUCAAGGAUUCUUGGCAGUCAUUGAGAACGCUGUAUCAACGGUUUUCAUGACUGAUGAGGUCGUAGUUGAUAAAUGAAGGUAGCCAGAACAUCGGUUCCUCGUGCCAUUUUCCAAAUGACCUUGUUGUUCCAAUUGGAUGAAACAUAUACCGGUUCGUGUAGGUAUGUGGUGUAGACAUGAGACUUUGCUUUUGGGUCUAUCCUUGGCAUAUUAAUCAGGAAUGGAAACAAGACGGGAAUAGUCAUUUCCGCCUAAAUGUGCUGCAGGUAAGGCUAGUGAAAUUGUAAUGUUAGAAACUAACUUACCUAGGAUCUGCCUAGGUAUUUUGUUCGAUAGGCUUCUGCUAGAUCCAUUCAUCUGAGCAAGGGCUUAUAACAUAGCAUAGUUGUAAUAGUACAUUAAAAGUUUUUGACUCCUCCCAUA
Molecule: messenger RNA, 5240 nt
Organism: Xylaria bambusicola
Lineage: Eukaryota; Fungi; Ascomycota; Sordariomycetes; Xylariales; Xylariaceae
Exons: 6
Coding region: 121-4893 (1590 amino acids)
Molecular function (GO): protein binding; hydrolase activity, acting on ester bonds
Source: RefSeq, a predicted model, not a curated record